AUGGCGGGCGUGAGGCUACAACAGUGGGCUGGGCAGCGGCUCAGGGCCCUGCUGGGGGCCUUGCUCGUGGGAUCGAUGCUGCUGGGGCCGGUCCCUGGACAGGCGACCCGUGUUGUCGUGAGUGAGCGAAUGGAGCUCGUGUUCUGGACCAACUCCACCGUGCAGGUGGUAGUCUAUCCAACGAUGGCCAACGGAUCAAUGCCACCGCGUCCGUCUCUAGUGGUCAACGCCACGCCAGCCGCCAGCACGACCACCGACGUCAUUCGCAACGACACGGCACUGCUGGUGGUGCAAACACCCCGGGUCGAGGUCACCGCGGACAAGAGCCGUGCCAUCGUCAACGUCACCGAUCGCGCCACACGGGAGGUCCUUGCGCAGCACACGUUGUCCUUUACGCCCGUGAGCCAUGUAGCGGCGGACGUCGGAUUGUAUGCAGUGCACACAGAGGUGGCCACGGUGGCCUCGGAGCGCCUGUAUGGUCUGGGCUCACUCCAAAACGGACUGGUCGAGUACAAUCAGGUACCAGUGGAGCUGGUGCAGUUCAAUACCGAGGCCAUUGUUCCAGUUUUGCUGUCUUCGCGCGGCUUUGGGCUCUACUUUGAUCACUACAGCUGGUCUUAUUGGAACCGUCCGGCCGCACACGAUCAGGUCGACCUCCAACCCGUAUCUGGAGGGGGACAAGAAGGAACCGUGGUCCCUUCCAGCGAUACCCUCGUCCUGCACUAUCGCGUGGCUGACGACUUUGGUCUGAGCUUUGAUGGCCAGGUUCUCGUGAACAACCAGAUUUGCGAUGACUACGCUGGCGUCCACAAUCACCCCAACAGUGCCAGCUGCCGUGUUCGCGGACUGCAGCCUGGGACACCCGUAAAGGUCACUGUGACGGCAACCACCCCCGUCACGCUUUACGCUCCCACGGCUCGCCCCAUCAACUCUAUGGACAGCGCCGCCGAGCGGGCAUUCAGUUUGUUUGUCAUGGUACCCGAACAACCCACCGUGAGCGCCAAAGCCCUCGGGUCCUCCCUGUUCGAUGGCCUGGUGGCCCAGUAUCGGACGUUGACUGGACGAGCGCCCUUGCUCGGGCGCUGGGCCUACGGGUUUUGGCAAUGCCAGGAACACUAUCAUACCAAGGCGGAGUUGCUUGCUGAUGCUUAUGGAUAUCGCCAGCGUCAGAUUCCCAUUGACAACAUCGUCCAGGACUGGCACUAUUGGAACACCGAAGGAUGGGGACCACAAUGGGACCCCCUGGCGUACCCAGAUCCCGCUGAUAUGGUGCGGCAACUCGAGGCCCUGGGUUUGCAGCUCAUGGUCUCAGUCUGGUCCAAGUUUGACGUGGGGACCAGCUUUUAUCAAGAGUUGGCCCAUGCUCAAGCACUCCUACCGGGGAACAGCACCUACAUGGACCCCUGGAGUCGCUCAGCACGAGACCUCUUCUACCAGUUUACCAACGAAUCCAUGUAUGGGAUUGGCGUGGCGGCCAUCUGGGCAGAUGCGACAGAACCUGAGGGGCUGCCCAAUCUCAAUAAUACGGUCGCAUUGGGCGCGGGUAAUGAGUUUUUGAAUACCUUUAGCCUCGAGGUCAUGCACAGCCUCUUCACGGGAUGGGAGCGGGAUUAUGAGGGCCGCUUUUUCUCCCUGACCCGGUCUGCGUUUGCCGGGCAGCAACGGUACAGCGGCGUGGUGUGGUCCGGGGACACCACCUCAACUUGGACUCAGUUGUAUCGUCAGAUGACGGCUUCAAUGAGCUUUGCGCUCGCGGGCAUGCCAUACUGGUCACAGGAUCUCGGUGGCUUUUUCCGUCCAGCAGAUCAGUACAACAGCUCCGACUACCAGGAUCUUCUCAUCCGGUGGUUUCAGCUCGGCCUCUUUACCCCAAUUUACCGCGUGCAUGGCAGUGGCAGCACGGCUGAGCACUACACCAUGCAGCGCCCGUUGGCAUUUGACUUCAUUCACGAUGCGCAGGCCUUGGAGAUUACGGACCAGUACAUGUUUGGACCUGCCUUGAUGGUUGCACCCGUGUACCAUGCUCAUGCCGAGGAGCGCAGCGUGUACCUACCCAAGACAGCCGAGGGCAAUGCCACUUGGUUUGACUUUUUCACGGGACAGGUGCUGAGUGGCGGUCAAAGUGUGACUUCGCAGGUGGCGGCAGACACACUGCCAGUCUUCGUCCCAGCCGGCCGCUUGCUUGUUUUGGGCAACCCAGUCACGUCUUCGCGUGAGGCACAGGUGGAACUAGAGCUCCGCAUCUACCCGGGUGGGGAUGACUGCUUUACGCUCUACGAGGACGAUGGGGUCUCUAGGGGCUAUGAAAGAGGUGUCUACAGUACCUUUGAGCUUUGCUGGCGCGAGGAGGCACAACUCGUAUCCUUUGGUGCUCGGGUGGGCCAGUUUCAAGGAUUUGCGCCGAGCAUUCGUUUGAACGCGGUGCGAGUGCGCCCGGGCCAAGGAGUGGGCUUUAAUGGAACGACGGCCUUUGAUGCCAGCACCACCUACACGGGCGACGCUGGGGAGCUUGUAUUGCCGCCCGCCAUAGUAACAGCGUGA
This is a messenger RNA of Monosiga brevicollis MX1, 2541 nucleotides long. RefSeq lists its product as uncharacterized. Gene Ontology annotation, biological process: carbohydrate metabolic process. Gene Ontology annotation, molecular function: hydrolase activity, hydrolyzing O-glycosyl compounds; carbohydrate binding. The coding region runs from base 1 to 2541 and encodes 846 amino acids. The record is from RefSeq and is a predicted model, not a curated record. NCBI's taxonomy places the organism in Eukaryota, Choanoflagellata, Craspedida, Salpingoecidae. The transcript has 7 exons.